AGAGCAAGAGAGAGAAGCCGGUGAGCGUUGGUUCGGAUCGGACCUUGUUCAUUCAAGCCAGUUAAAUUUGAGUGGUGCAACGGUGAGCUUGUCAACGUGAGAACUGAAGACCAACCAACCCGAGCGAGUCCUGGUUGUUUGUUCCCCUCUUGUGCCAGCUCUAGUCAGACUCGAAGAGCUAAUGAAAAGGGAGGAGUCCCUUUAAAAAAGUCCAGUGGAGAAUAAUGAGUUCAAGAAACUUAAUAUGAGAGUGAGGGAUCGUGGCGGCGGUGGUGGUGGGGAGGGGUUCGCCGUGUCAUUGGUGAGACAGUUAAUUGUGUGCCUCUUUGUGACAGCUGUCCACUCUGAGCAGAAUUGCUCAUUCCAGGCGGUUUCCGAGACCCUGAGAUGCUCUCUCGAGAGCUUGAAUGCUCCCAAUGUGUCUUUAGCCUCGGCUUCUCGAGCCCAAAACGUUCGGAUCCAGUGUUUUGGAGGCGAGUCCGAGCCCACUUCCAUUCUGAAAACAAACCAUUUUGGAUACUUGUCCGACCUUCGUCAGCUGAGCGUGGAGUCUUGCCCCGUGCGGCGUGUCCCAUCCUUGGCCUUUUCGGGUCUGAGCGGCCUCACGGCUCUGACUUUGUCCUCACAGGAGUCGGAAUGGUCGGGCACGGGCAUGCAAGUGGAAGAGGACGCCUUCACUGGACUCAACAGUCUCCGAUCUCUGAAUUUGAGCCGCAAUAAUCUGUGGGUGAUUCCUCCGGUCAUGUUCUGCUCCUUGAGCUCCCUGACUGUCCUCAAUCUGUCCACGAACUUCCUCCAAGACACGGCCCACUUUGGCUUUGGCUCCUCCGACAUCCACUCGUGCAAGUUGCCCUUGCGAGCCCUGGAUUUAUCUCACAACAGUUUUUCUCGAUUACCGCCCCGCACAUUUGGACAGCUGAGAAAACUCGAGUCUCUCAACUUGGCCAAUAAUAACUUGAAUGUGAUUGACGACUUGGCCUUGGCGGAACUGAGCUCGCUGACAAGGCUCAAUCUGGCACAUAAUCAGCUCGUGGCACUUCCUCCACAGCUCUUUUCCACCUGCUGCCGCUUUAUUCAGGAGCUUCAGCUGCAAAACAACUCGCUCGCGGGACUGCCUCACGGUCUCUUUGUCGGAAUGGAGCAUCUCGUGGUGCUGAAUCUGUCACUGAACGACAUCACCAAUGAAUGGCUGACACCCAAUACUUUCCAGUCAAUGAUGAGAUUGGUGGCCCUUGAUCUCUCCCACAAUCGGCUCACAAAAUUGGAUCAGAGCCUACUGAGCCCGUUGACUUCCCUCCAACUCCUUGAUCUGAGCCACAAUCAGCUGUACGCAGUCGAUGGGAACACAUUCUUAUCCCAGUACAAUCUUCAUAUCCUGCGCCUGUCACAUAAUCAACUGGACUCGUUGGAUCCCAAGGCUUUUGCAGGAUUGUCCGUGUUGAGCUCAUUGUCUCUUCAUCACAACCGAAUUGAGAAUCUGCAGCCAGAUCUUCUACAGAAUUGCUCGGGCCUCAUUGACCUUGAGUUGAGUGACAAUGGUUUUACCCAAGUUCCAACUCGAGCCUUAUCCCAUUUGGCUAAGUUGAAGACAUUAGACCUCGGGGAGAACUCCAUUUCGGUCCUUCGGAACGAUUCUUUGAGUGGUCUCCAAAACAUUGAUGCUCUUCGAUUAUCUGGCAAUGGAAUAGCUAACAUCUCGGAUGCCAUCUUUGGCCCUGUGCCAAACAUUAAAGUGCUCAAUUUGGCUCAUAAUGAGAUCCAAGAGCUUGAGCAAGGUGUUUUCAAUUCUCUCAAGCAUCUCAGGAUGCUCCGCCUGGACAAUAACAAACUCAAAGAUAUUAAUGGGAUCAUGGCCGCUUUGGGAGAGCUCAAGUGGCUUAACAUGUCCGCCAAUCGCCUCCAAUGGUUCGACUAUGCCUUCAUUCCCAAGAACUUGGAAUGGCUCGACAUCCAUGCCAAUCAGAUUGAAGAUCUGGGCAACUAUUUUGAACUGAUUGAGGGCUUCAACCUCAAAACGCUGGAUGCCAGUUCCAAUCGAAUUAGGAAACUGGAGCCACUCUCUCUACCCUCAAGUAUCGAAUUCGCCGCUCUCGACCACAACCGGAUCAAGCAUGUGAUGCCUGGAACUUUCCAGAAUAAAUCCAAUUUGAGGAAAGUGGACUUGACUUCUAAUCUAAUCAAGCAAUUUCAAUUACCAGCCUUGGCCAUCAACCUGUCCACCAGUUCAGAGUCCGUACCUCGAUUUUAUCUCGAGGACAACCCGUUUCUGUGCGAUUGUGAGAUGGAAUGGCUCCAGAACAUCAAUGACAUGGAUCAUCGUGGCCAAUAUCCUGAAAUCGCGGAUUUGGCUCAAAUCCAAUGUCGCUUGAACAACAACCAUCCCAAUCAGAGCUCAACGAGCACGGUUCAUAUCCAGCAAGUGCAUCCCGAUCAAUUCGUGUGUCAGUAUCAGGCUCAUUGCUUUGCUUUGUGCCUAUGUUGUGAUUUCUUUGCCUGUGAUUGUCGCAUGCAAUGUCCUGAGGGAUGUUCAUGCUUCCAUGACUCGACUUGGUCGGCAAAUAUCAUCCAGUGCUCGAUGAGAGGUCACAAGGACAUUCCACCUCUAAUCCCUAUGGAUGCUACCUCGAUCUAUUUGGACGGGAACAAUUUUACGGGCACUCUCGAAAGCCAGGCUUUUAUUGGCCGUAAACGAGUGCAGGCCCUCUACCUGAAUCACAGCUUGAUUGAGGCCAUCAACAAUCAGACCUUCAAUGGUCUGACCGAGUUGGAAGUGCUACAUUUGGAGGAUAACUUGAUUCAAACCUUGGGUGGCUUCGAGUUCACCAAUCUCACCUCACUGGUGGAACUCCACUUGCAGGACAAUCGACUCAUAUUCAUUCAUGAGGCCACGUUCUCGGCUUUGGUCUCGUUAGAGGUUCUUCAUCUGCAUGGCAAUUUACUCACAACCUACCCGGUGUGGGAGCUCCAGAUUCUACCCUCCAUCUCGGACAUCAGCUUGAGUCAAAACCCAUGGAGUUGCGAGUGCAGUUUUGUGCAACAAUUUCAAGAAUUUUCACGCUCCAGCCAACUUCUGGAGGAUCUCGCGGAUGUCUAUUGCCAAAGUGAGGAUCAUGUCGUGAAGUUAAGUGAAAACGUCACUUGCUUGGAUGCACUCGCAGUGACGUAUCAAAAGAGCGGCACUGCCCAUGGGCGGGCUGCCAUCCCUGGGUUCAUUCCCAUCUUAUCGCUCAUAAUCGCCAUUAGUGUCAUCCUGCUUUGCACCUCCUUGGUUGUCUUUGUCUUCCGCACUCCGCUUCGAGUUUGGCUUCACUCCAAAUACGGAGUGCGUGUCAUGGACCCUUGUGGCAAGUGUGCUCAGGAUAAACUGUAUGAUGCCUUCAUUAGCUAUUCACUGAAAGAUGAGGACUUUGUCCAACAAAUCCUUCUCCCUCAAUUGGAGCCCACCGAGCCAGGGUUGCAAAGUUCCACUCAGGCCUAUUGCCAAGGGAAAAAUCCCGCUUACAAACUUUGCCUUCAGCACAGGGAUCUUCCCAAUACGAGUUCCAUUUCCGACACGUUUCCAGGGAUCGCUCAGCUUUGUGCGAAACACGUGCUGAUCGUGUCAAGAGCCUAUUUGGAGUCGGAUUGGAGACAGAUGAGGUUGGCCCUUCAGCAACAACCAGGGCUAAUGAAGAAACUGAAGCCUGUGAUAGUCAUAUUGGAGGAACCCUCCCCAUUGGACCUGGCAUCCUCGCCUGAGAUCAAUAUGCUCCUGAAAACCGGUCCCAUCAUUCGGUGGAAUGAGGCUGGUUUUUGGAACAAGUUGCGAUUCUACUUGCCCGAUACCGGCAAAUCAACCACCAAAGCCUAUAAAAGGAACCUAAAUGUGUCGCCAGCCAAAAGGAUCACCAAUAGCAACACCAUGGCACUUCGCAGUUCCAGUCUGAAGGCCGAGAAUGGCUCGCCAGUGCCUCUUGGCUCCGGUCACAACAAAUAUAAUGGGGAGCCGGGAGGAGGAGCUGGAGGAGUUGGAGGAGUUGGGAACAAUACUUGGCAGCAUUAUGAUGGGCUUUUGCAUUCAAACAACUCUUCUCAUUCCGAGUCCACUCGAUCCACGGGUUCACCACACACAUUGGCAGGGGGAAAUGGGAGCUCUGAUUCGAGUCGUGCCUCGCAUGGUAAUGUACUCGCCAACCCUCUGGCCUCGGACCAAUUCUUCGACCAUCAUAUGUAUCAGACCAUUGGGGAUGUGUUUCAACCAGUCGGCCAGAAUAACAUGCACCACCCCAAUGACCAACACAUCUACCACACCUUGGACCCAGACGUGGCCCGGUCCAUUGGGAAUAAUGGGACGCGGUCACCCUCGGGUGGAUCAUCGGCGACUGACCCUUUUCCGCCACAAAUGUAUGAUACAUUGGGGAAAUUGGAUGUGAUGCUGCCCAAUGGUCAGUUUGUUCCAGCCACCCUCGUUCGAAGCAAUAUCAAUGGGCGUGUUGUGCCUUUUGUCGACGUGAACUCACAAACCAUGCCCCCCUUGGCCCAAGGAGCAGGCAUGGGGAGUGGUCAUCAUGGCAGCCCAAUGCCGUCGCAAAGAGACCGCAAAAACAUGAGUCCUCCCGAGGCCAAUCUCUUGGAGAACGGAGCUUCCAAAACUGGCCGAGCCACCAAUCACUCCCGCAGGAUACCCAGACAAUUUGUUUGACAUGCAAACAUGGAGAUCCACUAGUCUUUGGUUCGAGCAAAGGAUAUACCCCCUCACCCCUCCCCCCCCCCCUCCCUUUAGGCUGUGAUAUCUACUACGUAUUUUUUCCAUUUGUUCUCCUGUAUCCGUUCAAUCACAAUAGUUCAACACCAGCAGCAACGUUUUGUCCACUGAGAAAUGCAAUGUAAAGUGUCUUUCUAUUAUUGCAAAGUUGCUCUGACACUCCUUCUCUAUCUCUAGUCCAUCAUCCGAUUACAACCAUGAAAUUAAAGAAAAUAAACAAAGCUUUAACACUUCAAGA
Messenger RNA from Tigriopus californicus, 4982 nucleotides. Its product is annotated as toll-like receptor Tollo. The transcript is spliced from 2 exons. Bases 245 to 4681 code for a protein of 1478 amino acids. The record is from RefSeq and is a predicted model, not a curated record. Lineage: Eukaryota; Metazoa; Arthropoda; Copepoda; Harpacticoida; Harpacticidae. Gene Ontology annotation, molecular function: protein binding. Gene Ontology annotation, biological process: signal transduction.